CCUCCCUAGGAACUGUCAGUAUACAGCAGGAACUAUCUGUGCUCUGCUAGUUUCUAGCCGUACACAUUUCUCUGCUGCACCACGGAUUUCUGCAUGCAAGGAACAAGGACCCUACAGUGGGUGUAUUUGGGAAUACUUCACACCCAUUUCAAACAGUCAUGGCCCUUUCCAUAUGGAGAUGCAUGCUGAACAGAUCAGCAGCAAAAUGGCAUCUUCACAGAUCCCUGUCUCUGUAUAACAGCAGCCAUGGUUUUAAUGAAGAAGAAAUUAAAACUAAACUAGCUCCAUUUACAGGAGGGUCAGUAACACUCGUUAAAAGAGAAAAUGGAAUUGCAGAACUGUGUAUUGAUAAUCCAGCUCGAAUGAAUGCAUUUACAGGAACAAUGAUGAUAGAUUUGGUGGAACGGGUUAGUGAACUGGAGAACUGGCAGGAAGGGAAAGGACUUAUUGUUUAUGGAGCAGAGAACACAUUCUGUUCUGGUUCAGACUUAAAUGCCGUUAAAGCUAUCACCAAUUCACAGGACGGGAUCAUGAUGUGUAUGUUAAUGCAGAACACCCUGACAAGACUGCUGAGAUUGCCACUCAUUAGUGUUGCACUAGUGCAAGGAAAAGCAUUGGGAGGAGGGGCUGAGUUAUGUACAGCAUGUGACUUCAGGUUGAUGACUGAAGACAGUGAAAUACGAUUUGUCCAUAAACAUAUGGGUUUGGUUCCAGGUUGGGGUGGAGCAACAAGAUUAAUUCAUCUUAUUGGAAGUAGACAUGCGCUGAAACUACUCAGCAGUGCUCUCCGUGUUCAUCCUAAAUAUGCAUUGAAUAUUGGUCUAGCUGAUGAGAUUUUAUCUUCUGGUGCCGAUGGACCAUUGGCAGAAGCCCAAAAAUGGAUAGCAUCCUACACAAAAGGAGCAGCUGAUGUGAACAGAGCUGUAAAAAAAGUAAUAGCUUCUGGAAGAGAGAAGUUAAUUGAAGAUUCUCUCAGGACAGAGAAAGAUAUUUUUGGAACUGUGUGGGGUGGGCCUGCCAAUAUGCAGGCAUUGUCAAAGGGAACCAAACACAAUUAAUGAAUAUUUUCUUAAAGACUAAGGUUAGCUUACAGGACACCUGAUUAACAAAAAAUUACAAUAUUUAAAAAUGAAUGUGAGAAGUAUGCAGUUUUCUAGCAUUGUCUCUCUGUACACUUAAUUGUGAUAAUUGAAACAAGUUAAUCAGGUUUAGCCUGUAAUAAUGUAUUAUUAUCUCUCUAAAGCAAAGCAUUCUUUUUUACAGUAAUCAUAUUUGUUAUGUUGAUGAUGGCUUAUAACUUAUCUACUAAUCAGGAAAAUGCUAUAAAGUGCUAAAUAGUAUAGCAUUGAUCUACUUAUUUGGUUGAUUAAAGAACAAUUUAGAAAUUGCACAAUGCUAUAGCAGCUCAUCAGAAGUCAGUAAUGUGACAAUUGAACCUAUAUUGGAAGUAAACUAAGACAAGCUACAGAAUAAGGCCAGUAUUUAUAUAAUGCACUAAAAGAGGCCUCGCUAUACUUAUGUUUGGCCACUUCUCCCUUAACCAAGGGCCACUAAAGUCAUCCAAAAAGUUAGAUAGUGGAUUACUAAACUCCACAUACUAAGAGCUACCCUGGCUCCCUAAAAUAUUUUAUGAAUGCACGGUAUGCCCUGGCCUAGUAGAGGCAUUCAUCUAAGUAUUCAGGCCCCAUUCACUUUUUUCAGUUUUGUUAUGUUGCAACCUGAUACUACAGUUGUUUAAAAAAACACUCUGCACUCUGUACCCCUUAAUGACAAAGUGAAGAAUUUUAGAAAUGACUGUGAAUUUAUUAAAAAGAUAAAACUGUA
Molecule: messenger RNA, 1824 nt
Organism: Rana temporaria (common frog)
Lineage: Eukaryota; Metazoa; Chordata; Amphibia; Anura; Ranidae
Gene: ECHDC1
Product: ethylmalonyl-CoA decarboxylase 1
Exons: 7
Coding region: 159-1058 (299 amino acids)
Biological process (GO): fatty acid beta-oxidation
Cellular component (GO): cytosol
Molecular function (GO): enoyl-CoA hydratase activity
Source: RefSeq, a predicted model, not a curated record